This is a messenger RNA of Pecten maximus, 1170 nucleotides long. RefSeq lists its product as uncharacterized. The record is from RefSeq and is a predicted model, not a curated record. Lineage: Eukaryota; Metazoa; Mollusca; Bivalvia; Pectinida; Pectinidae. The transcript has 4 exons. The coding region runs from base 1 to 1017 and encodes 338 amino acids.
AUGUCACUCCCUCAGUGUCAGAUGGCGCCAUUCAACCUUACGCUUUUUCCCGUAUGCCGUGACGUCAUUUCCGUCUAUUUGACGUCAGAGCGAGUGAGAACAUGUGUUUUUGCUAAGCACAACAUUGAGAAAACGAAGACAGCCAGUGUAUUUAUGUACGAGUGCAAAGCACUGGUUUGCAUUUUUUUGGCAGCACACAUCUUCACGAUUUCACGAGGAGGUAACAGAGCCAAAGAAUCUGACGCCAUACGUCAUUCAACCAACAGUGAUGACAUCAUCAACACCAACUCUACGACGUACGCACUCGGACCUGUCAAGAAAAAAGAAGACACCCGGGGGAAGGCUCCUUGUGGAUCAUUGUGUGUAAACAUUUCGAUCAAACUACAACAUGUGUUUCCAAAACGGAAUCACAACGAAAAAACUAAACGUAGUUAUAAACAACCUAAAGUUAGCAUUCAGACUUAUUUUAGAACUUUUUCAACAAGGAGUACACACAUGACAAAAACGGGCAAACGUGGACAGAGUCACAAACCGGAAGUACAAAAUAGACAGAAUUCAGGGAAGCACGUGAAUACGACAAACCAUUUUGGCGAUACACGGAACAGCUCUCGCGCCAUUAGUCGUGAGAGGCGAUACGCCUACGAGGACAACGACGAAUGGCAGUACGAUGAAAAAUUCGAUUAUGAUGACGACUCUGAGGAAACCAAAAAAUGGAAGAAGUACGCCAAGAAUUGGGACAAGAUCGGUCUCCGUCUGAUCUACAUCGGUUCAACUAUCAUCAUGAUCACGUGCUGCUGUUUUCUGUGCUGUAGGAAGUGCUGCCUACUCGUCUGUUCAACCUGUUCUCAUAUCGUCAUGACCUGUGUUGACAGAUGUCGUUGUAGGGAUCCAAUGUAUCGUAAGAUAAAAAUCCUGUCGGAUCGGCUCGGUAUACAGUUGGAUUACGACACGUACAAGGCCAUGAAGCAGGGUUACACUCAGGAUAUAGCUGAGCAGGGCUUCGGGAUCUCUUUAUAAAGUCAGCAUGACCAGCAUACAGAGGUCAAGGCCAACACUAGCCGUACGUAAAGAGGGACCAACACAUGCGAAGUUCAGGACUGAAUUUAGUGAAGAAAGGCGCAACGUGUCUUGGUUUAGUUUGUUGGGUUUUUUUUCGUUUUUUUUUAUUUG